Molecule: messenger RNA, 2028 nt
Organism: Pipistrellus kuhlii (Kuhl's pipistrelle)
Lineage: Eukaryota; Metazoa; Chordata; Mammalia; Chiroptera; Vespertilionidae
Gene: C8B
Product: complement C8 beta chain
Exons: 12
Coding region: 87-1859 (590 amino acids)
Biological process (GO): immune response
Cellular component (GO): membrane attack complex
Molecular function (GO): protein binding
Source: RefSeq, a predicted model, not a curated record
GUGGGGCCAGAGCUGACGGUGGCACUCUCUGGACAGGCUUUCCAUGGAUCUAGGCUUCACAACUGGACCCCCGUCCCAGAGAGAAAAUGAAGACAUCCUGGGCCUGGGCUUGGAGGGCUCCGGCAGUGUUCUUUCUUCUCUGGGCUGCCCUGAGUUGUCUCAGUUUGCCUGGCUCCAGAGCUGAAAGCACACCCUAUUUUGAGUCAAAUACAGUCAAUGGGAGCCUUGCCAAGAGUCGGCAGAUACGGAGUGUGGAUGUCACCUUGAGGCCUAUUGAUUGUGAACUGUCCAGCUGGUCCUCCUGGUCUAGGUGUGAUCCCUGUCAGAAGAAAAGGUACAGACAUGCUGUCUUGCUGCGGCCCUCUCAGUUCCAUGGGGAUCCUUGCAGACUCUCCGACAAAGAAGCUGAAGAUUGUGUUACCAACGCACCCUGCAGAAGUCAAGUGCGAUGUGAAGGCUUUGUGUGUGCACAGACAGGAAGGUGUGUAAAUCGCAGACUUCUUUGCAAUGGGGACAAUGACUGCGGGGACCGGUCAGAUGAGGCAAACUGUAGAAAAGUUUCUAAAAAGUGUCAGCAGGAAAUGGACCAGUACUGGGCAAUUGGCAGUCUGGCCAGUGGGAUUAAUUUAUUCACAAACAGUUUCGAAGGCCCAGUUCUUGAUCACAGGUAUUAUGGCGGUGGGUGCUCCCCCCAUUACAUACUGAACACAAGGUUUAGGAAGCCAUUCAACGUGGAAAGCUACACCCCGCAGACCCAAGGCAAAUAUGAAUUUGCUCUGACAGAAUAUGAAUCCUACUCAGAUUUUGAGCAUAAUGUCACAAAGGCAGAAAGAAGCCAGUUUAGUUCCAGCUUUGGUUUUGCAAUCCCAGGAAUAUUUGAAUUUGGCAUGAACAUGGCAGCUGAUAAUGGCCAACGUUUUGUCAGCCGAACCAAACGAUUCUCUCAUACUGGAAGCAAAUUUCUGCACGCACGCUCUGACCUUGAGGUGGCCCACUAUAAGCUGAAAUCCCGAAACCUCAUGCUCCAUUACGAAUUCCUCCAGCGAGUCAGGCAGCUGCCCCUGGAGUAUGCCUACGGCGAGUACAGAGACCUUUUCCGCGAUUUCGGUACCCACUACAUCACGGAGGCCGUGCUGGGGGGCAUCUAUGAGUACACACUUGUUAUGAACCAGGAGGCCAUGGAGAAAGCAGAUUAUUCUCUUAAGGAUAUUCGUGCCUGUGCCCAAGCAGGUUUUAGAAUCGGUGCUGCCUUCAAAGCAAUCUACCUCAAGCUUGGUGUGUCCAUGGCCCUGUGUGAGGGUGUGCUCAAGGAAAUCGAAGACAGAAACAAUAGAAAAAGCAUGGUAGAGGACUUGGUGGUCCGUGUGCGAGGAGGAGCAAGUGAAUACGUCACCGCCCUGGCCUACAAGGACCUGCCGACAGCGGACCUGAUGCAGGAGUGGGGAGAUGCAGUGCAGUUUAAUCCCGACAUCAUCAAAAUUAAGGCUUCACCGCUGUAUGAGCUGGUCACCUCCACAGACUUUGCCUAUUCCAGCACAGUGAAGCAGAAUAUGAAGAAGGCCCUGGAGGAGUUCCAGAGAGAAGUCAGCUCCUGCCUCUGUGCCCCCUGCAAAGGGAAUGGGGUCCCUAUCCUGAAAGAAUCGCACUGUGACUGCAUCUGUCCCAAUGGAUUUGAAGGCCAAGGCUGUGAGAUCACCUAUCGGAAAAAUGUCCCCACUGAUGGACAGUGGAAUUGCUGGUCAAACUGGUCUCCAUGUUUUGGUGGACAUAAAACAAGACAAAGGCAGUGCAACAAUCCAACUCCUGAAAAUGGGGGCAGCCCCUGCUUGGGCCCUGCUUCAGAAACACUUAACUGUUAAGGAAGGGAGAGCUCCUCACAGUAACACUACUGUAGGCUGCACACAGCGAGAGUUCUGAGCUUUAGGAGCUCAGGCAGCCCACCCCACACUAACUGUUCUUCCCCACACUAGCUCCCAGGGAGGCCAGCCCAGGGCUGAAGGGAUGCUUAAAAUAAAGAUCUGAAAUGCA